AUGGAUGAUCAAACUCUUAAAUCACCCCUUCCCGCACCUGAAAAGGAUCUAUCUAAACUCUCGCAAGAAGAAGAAGAAACUAUGAUCCGCUCUCUACGCACAAAAUUCAAGGGUGCGGAGGAUAAGAAUCAGAAUGAAGAACUACACACCCUCUUGAAUUCUUUGGAGCUAGCAGACAAGGGGCUUAAGAGUGGCACUCCAAGCAUGGAAGGGCUGAAGGCAGUCUUAUCCCAAGUCGAUAUGCUAUGGAGGAGCAACUCGAGCUACAUGGCCGAAGUGACAGAGAUGUUAGCAGAUGCAAGUCGUGAUGUCCCUGCACAGACUCAAGUUGCUCAAAAUGGUAUUUCUAUGGUGCUUCUAAAGCUAUUAGCAAGCGAGAAGCUUAAAGGCAGUGCCUUGUUGGGAGUCACCUAUGAGUUGUUGGAAAUGGCAAGUCAAGCAAUUGACAUUGCAUCCGAUGACUCGUUACCCCUUUUAAUACAUGCGACAUCUCGCUCAGAGUCCCAUGGAGAAGGAUUCGCUUGUUUAGUGAAUAGUUUAAAUGCCUAUCUCCAAAAAGACAAGUUCCAACAACUGAGCAUUAUAAACGAACAUGUCGAAGAGCUCCUGUCGAUUUAUGCGGAUUCUUUCAAAGGAGAUGACUCCAUUAUGUCGCCCCUACGGCUUAAGCUCAACCACUCGCUUGCAGAUAUAUCGGCCCUCCCCGCAUUCCCCAAAUACUACCCUUUGCGUUGCCCGGUAACCGAGACACUGAUUUCAUGGCUCAGCAGCGACAAGGACGAUCUCAAGAUAUGUGCAUGUGUUAUACUCGGCAACGUUGCUCGGGAUGACGAAGUCUGCAAAUCGAUGUUGCAUGACUUCAAGAUUCACCUACCACUAAUAUCCAUGCUGAAGCGUGAUGACGCGAAGGCAACGGUCCUACAUUGCUCCCUUGGCUUCUUGAAAAACCUAGCAAUAGCCGGAGAUAAUCGUGAAUAUCUAGGUGAAGCAGACGUUAUCAAAGCCGUUUCUCGGCUAUGGGCCCUUGAAACUCUCCCCCAUGCGCAGCUUAUGGCGGUAAGCCUAACAAGGCAAACGAUUUUAACCUCAGUCUCAAAUAUUGGCCGUCUAUUGGAACCAAUCUCUUCCGAUGCAGAUUCCCCCGCCAGUCGUCGCACUUAUCUCUCCCUACUUCUCGUUUUGUUCGGCAAGACAGACUCUUCUCCUAUCAAAACCGAGAUUGGGCGAACAGUCGCGGCUGAGUUAGUCGAUAGGUUGUUCACCCUGCAUAAGGACGUUGCGCGCCCAAUAGGAAUAAUGAUUACCCAAACCGAGUGGCCCAUUGUUCAGAGUGAAGGCUGGUUUGCCCUUGCGCUAGUGGCAUCUCAUCCAGCUGGGUCUCAGGCAGUUGUUGACUGUUUGGAGAGCAUGUGUGUUAUCCAAAGCCUAUGUGACACCGUCCGUUCGACUAUCUCCCCACCAGAGCCAGGAGAAUCGGCCAAGGAUAAAACCGACCGUUUGAAGAAGACGAAAGAUAGGGAUAAUGCUCUUUUCUUACUUCAUGGUCUAAUGAGGAAUAAUCCAUCGGCAUCUGAACUCCCAGAAUCUCUUCGCGAUAUGUUUGAGGGCCUGUUGCGGGAGGCUGGCCAUGAACCUCCUCAGUAA
This is a messenger RNA of Arthroderma uncinatum, 1644 nucleotides long. RefSeq lists its product as uncharacterized. The coding region runs from base 1 to 1644 and encodes 547 amino acids. Lineage: Eukaryota; Fungi; Ascomycota; Eurotiomycetes; Onygenales; Arthrodermataceae. The record is from RefSeq and is a predicted model, not a curated record. Gene Ontology annotation, biological process: positive regulation of GTPase activity. Gene Ontology annotation, cellular component: cytosol. The transcript has 5 exons. Gene Ontology annotation, molecular function: guanyl-nucleotide exchange factor activity.